Molecule: messenger RNA, 1022 nt
Organism: Phytophthora sojae
Lineage: Eukaryota; Oomycota; Peronosporomycetes; Peronosporales; Peronosporaceae
Exons: 4
Coding region: 1-930 (309 amino acids)
Source: RefSeq, a predicted model, not a curated record
AUGGAGAAGCUCCUCACUAAAAUUGGAGCACCAUCGUACCUGCCCACUCCAGCUGAGGUGCUCGACGGCGUCCGAUGGCUGCGCGAGAACCCGGCCAUCGCUGCGGGAGUCGUCGUGGGACUAACCAGCUACUCCGUGGCCAAGUACUACGAGUACGGAGAGGACAGCGACGAGAGCGACGAAGAGAAUGACGAGAACGUCGACCACCAAGACAAUGCGCCACGAGCAAGCCCAGAGGAAAUUGCACGGUCCGUGACGGCAUUGCACCUCGGACUGCUGAAGAUUGACGCGACCAAGAGGGACCGACGACACAGCGCUGCCAGCUCCGCCAGCACAGCAUCGUCACUUGCGAGCUCCGGUGGACUUCGUUCCCGUGCCAGCUCCGUGUUUGACAAGGCCUACCACGAGGAGGCCGCCAUGACGUACUACCGCAUCGGUCAGCGGCUCAAGAUGACGCGCGCAGUCGCCAGGGCAAUGGCGCGCUCGUCCGCGGGCAAGCGCAACUCCGCCACCAUCGAGAAGAUGGUGCAGACCACCAAGAGCCGCUUCGGCAGCGCCGUGGGUCGGCCGCUGGGCGCCGCGAUCGCGACGUUCAUGGACUCUGGCGUCGCGUUCAACACAUCGUCCGAGUUCCUGUUCUUCGACGGAGAAGACGACGACGGAACUAUGGCGGACUCGAACGAACUGCGCGUGAGCGAGCACUUCCCGCGUGUGCCCAAGCCCUGCGAGAAGGUGGCGACCAAGUUCUUCGCGUGCUUCUACGAGCACGGCAAACAGCCCGCGGGCCAGUCCGACACGGAGGUGGGCAACGUCGCGCUGGAGACGUGCAAGGACUCGCUGCUGGCCUACAACGCCUGCGUGGACGCCGAGGUGGCCAAGAGCCCCAAGGAGCUCUUCCGUGUGCCCGAGGCGUACCGUAUGCGCGAGUAAAUAAAUACUGCUUCAUCCAAGAUCAUUAACCGAUUGAAUACACUGCAGUACUUACAGUAAACCAGGGGCUGUAAGGAUGCAUCUGGCUUGCC